Molecule: messenger RNA, 987 nt
Organism: Aplosporella prunicola CBS 121167
Lineage: Eukaryota; Fungi; Ascomycota; Dothideomycetes; Botryosphaeriales; Aplosporellaceae
Exons: 6
Coding region: 1-987 (328 amino acids)
Molecular function (GO): dioxygenase activity
Source: RefSeq, a predicted model, not a curated record
AUGGCUGACAUUCCUGUAAUCGACAUCGCCACUCCCACUCCGGCCGUCGCCAAGCAGCUGCUGGCCGCUGCCUCUGCUCACGGCUUCGUCUUUGUCCGCAACCAUGACAUCGGCCUGCCGCCAGAGGACAUUCAGGCCAUGUUUGCUCUGUCCCGCACCUUCUUUGAGUCCCCCUACCAAGUCAAGGCUGAAUGCCCCUACGUGCCCGACAAGAACCAGGGCUGGGUCGGCAUGCAGCGUGAGACUCUAGACCCCAAGACGCAAAAGCGCGGUGAUUUUAAAGAAGCGUUCAACGUUGGCGAAUAUGUCGACGGAAGAGCCGCCCAGCCGCUCCCCAAGCCCUUUGCACCCCACGAAGCUCAGCUAGGCCGAUUCGCCGACCAGUGCCAUGGCCUCUGCAACAAGAUCCUGCGCGUAUUCGGCAUGGCGUUCGAAAUCGCAGAAGAUGAGGGUGGGGCAGAAUGGUUCGUGAAGCGGCACGACCGCAGCCAAGGCCCCUCUGGCAGCAUCCUGCGCCUACUUUACUAUCCGUCGGUGCCGACCGAGAGCCAUGACGAGACGGACAUCCGUGCCGGCGCGCACAGCGACUACGGCUCCAUCACGCUGCUCUUCCAGCUGCCGGGCCAGCCGGGCCUGGAGAUCCUGACGCGGGAGAACGCUUGGGCUCCCGUGCCCGUCAACCCGCUCGACGACGCCGUGCCGCCCAUCCUUGUCAACAUCGGCGACCUGCUCAGUUACUGGACCGACGGCCUGCUACGCAGCACCGUGCAUCGCGUCAUCUUUCCUCAAGGCGAGCAGCAUCGGGGCGCCGCGGACAGAUACAGCAUGGCGUACUUCUGCCAUCCGUUGGACGAGGCGAGGCUGGUGCCGGUGCCCAGCGCGAUAGUCAGGGAGCAUGGGCGGGACAAAGGCGCUGGGGAGGCAGCCAAGGUGUUGACGGCAAAGGACCAUUUGGUGGGCAGGCUGGCCGCGACGUACGGGAAAUGA